ACUCUUCACUCUCUGCGUGUGUAUUUUUUUUUUGGGUUCCCUCUCUCUCUCUCUGUCCCUGCGAAAUAGGGCUCUGCAUUUUCCGGCGAACGGAUAUCAGGAGGAGCUAGGGUUCAGGGGAGAUGGGGAGUCCUUUGCUCUCGGACUUGGCGACGGAGAUCGUGAUCCCGGUCUGCGCCGUCGUCGGGAUCGUCUUCUCGCUCGUGCAGUGGUUCCUUGUCUCGCGCGUGAAGCUCACGCCGGAGCGAAACCCGCCGUCCACCGGCAACAAGAAUGGCUACAGCGACUACCUAAUUGAGGAGGAAGAAGGCCUCAACGACCACAACGUCGUCGUUAAGUGUGCGGAGAUACAGAGCGCCAUCUCCGAAGGUGCGACCUCAUUUCUCCUUACCGAGUAUCAGUAUGUUGGAAUUUUCAUGAUUGCUUUUGCAAUCUUAAUCUUCCUCUUCCUUGGGUCUGUUGAGGGCUUCAGCACAAAGAGCCGGCCAUGCACUUAUGAUGAGCUUAAGACAUGCAAGCCCGCGCUAGCCACAGCAGUCUUCAGUACCCUGUCUUUCUUGCUUGGUGCUAUUACCUCAGUCCUGUCCGGCUACCUUGGGAUGAAGAUUGCCACUUACGCCAAUGCAAGAACAACUUUGGAAGCGAGAAAAGGCGUUGGCAAAGCCUUUAUCACAGCAUUUAGGUCUGGUGCGGUGAUGGGUUUCCUCCUUGCUGCAAGCGGCCUGUUGGUUCUUUACAUUGCUAUCAAUCUCUUUAAGCUGUACUAUGGUGAUGACUGGGAAGGCCUUUUUGAGGCUAUUACUGGUUAUGGUCUUGGUGGAUCUUCCAUGGCUUUGUUUGGCAGAGUAGGUGGCGGUAUCUACACCAAGGCAGCUGAUGUUGGUGCUGACCUCGUCGGGAAGGUUGAGAGGAACAUUCCAGAGGAUGACCCGAGAAACCCCGCUGUGAUUGCUGACAAUGUUGGUGAUAAUGUUGGGGAUAUUGCCGGGAUGGGAUCUGAUCUUUUUGGUUCAUAUGCUGAAUCAUCUUGCGCUGCUCUGGUUGUUGCUUCAAUCUCAUCUUUUGGUAUCAACCAUGAUUUCACUGCUAUGUGUUAUCCUCUCCUCAUCAGUUCCAUGGGCAUUCUCGUUUGCUUGAUCACAACUCUCUUUGCCACUGAUUUCUUUGAGAUCAAGGCUGUCAAGGAAAUUGAACCAGCGUUGAAGAAGCAACUUAUCAUUUCCACUGUUCUUAUGACUGUUGGAAUCGCAAUUAUUAGCUGGAUUGCUCUUCCUGAUACCUUCACAAUUUUCAAUUUUGGUUCUCAGAAAGUUGUCAAGAACUGGCAGCUAUUCUUGUGUGUUGGUGUUGGUUUGUGGGCUGGACUCAUUAUUGGGUUUGUGACCGAGUACUAUACCAGUAAUGCAUACAGCCCAGUGCAAGAUGUGGCUGAUUCCUGCAGGACUGGCGCUGCAACCAAUGUUAUCUUUGGGCUUGCUUUGGGAUACAAAUCUGUCAUAAUUCCGAUUUUUGCCAUUGCAGUCAGCAUUUUUGUUAGUUUUAGCUUUGCUGCCAUGUAUGGUAUUGCAGUGGCUGCCCUUGGAAUGCUGAGCACCAUUGCUACAGGUUUAGCUAUUGAUGCUUAUGGGCCCAUCAGUGACAAUGCUGGAGGUAUUGCUGAAAUGGCUGGCAUGAGCCACCGUAUCCGUGAAAGGACAGAUGCUCUCGAUGCUGCUGGGAACACCACUGCUGCCAUUGGAAAGGGAUUUGCCAUUGGAUCUGCUGCUCUGGUAUCUUUGGCCUUAUUUGGUGCCUUCGUGAGUCGGGCAGCCAUCUCAACCGUCGAUGUUUUGACCCCAAAGGUCUUCAUUGGUCUGAUUGUCGGUGCUAUGCUUCCCUACUGGUUCUCUGCCAUGACCAUGAAGAGUGUGGGCAGUGCAGCUCUGAAGAUGGUUGAGGAGGUUCGCAGGCAGUUCAAUACCAUCCCAGGUUUAAUGGAGGGUCAUGCUAAGCCCGACUAUGCCACCUGUGUCAAGAUCUCUACUGAUGCUUCCCUCAAGGAGAUGAUUCCUCCCGGUGCUCUUGUCAUGCUUACACCUCUCAUCGUUGGAACAUUCUUUGGUGUUGAGACCCUUUCCGGUGUUCUUGCCGGUUCCCUUGUUUCUGGUGUCCAGAUUGCUAUCUCUGCAUCUAACACCGGUGGUGCCUGGGACAAUGCUAAGAAGUACAUUGAGGCUGGUGCUUCUGAGCAUGCAAGAACUCUUGGCCCGAAGGGAUCGGAGCCACACAAGGCGGCUGUUAUUGGUGACACCAUUGGAGACCCACUCAAGGACACCUCAGGACCUUCGCUUAACAUCCUCAUAAAGCUCAUGGCUGUGGAAUCCCUCGUCUUUGCUCCUUUCUUCGCGACCCACGGUGGCCUGCUUUUCAAGAUUUUCUGAGGGAACUAAGUUGAUGAUGAAAAGAGAACGUUUAGAGGGGCUUUCAAAGGUUUGCAUCUUUUUGUUCUAUUUUUUGUCCCUUGGGGCGAAAGGCUUUUUGAAUUUCAACCUCUUUUUCUUGUGCUAAUGUACUGCUAGCUAGUCUUUUGGAUAAAGUUUUGAACCCCGAGAAUCGAUUACAAACACUAGUUUUGCGAAUGUUGAAAAUACCUUCGAUGUUAUUAGUUAACUGUUGAAAUGGGGUGCUCAAUAUAGGCUCCACAA
Morus notabilis is the source of this 2684-nucleotide messenger RNA. RefSeq names its product pyrophosphate-energized vacuolar membrane proton pump. Gene Ontology annotation, biological process: proton transmembrane transport. Gene Ontology annotation, molecular function: diphosphate hydrolysis-driven proton transmembrane transporter activity; inorganic diphosphate phosphatase activity. NCBI's taxonomy places the organism in Eukaryota, Viridiplantae, Streptophyta, Magnoliopsida, Rosales, Moraceae. The transcript is spliced from 8 exons. The record is from RefSeq and is a predicted model, not a curated record. The coding region runs from base 123 to 2420 and encodes 765 amino acids. Gene Ontology annotation, cellular component: membrane.